UCUCUGCAUCUCUACAAACUCUGGUUUUGAUUUGACCGUGCCAUCAUACGUGCCAUUUUUAAAACAACAAAGAUUGCACUCACCAAAUUAUCACCAAAAAAACAAUCUCUUCCCGUUAUAAAUCUGAUAAUUCCCCCUCCGCCAGUCACACCGCCGCCAGCAUCAGUGAGUCACGUCCACAAACGUCAACAGCCGCUCCAAAAUGCUUAUCAAUCCCCCCCACGUUAAAUCCCACUAAAAAUGUACAGUUCCCCGAAGUUUAUCAGCCAAAUGUCACAUCCCCCAUCGACUCCGGAAUUGCUUCCAACCCCAUCAAGCCCCCGAAACGUGGAAAAACAAGUGCAAGUGAUCCUAACCUCCACACGUGAACCUCCAAUUGGCUAAAAUGUGUCAACAACCCCUCUAUUCCCCCCAAAUUCACUGUUUAUCGUGACAAAUUCAAACAUAUGAAUUUAUUCUCCCGUUUAUUCGCGUUACGAUGGCUCCUGUGCGGUUCUCCUCAGCAUGAUGUGACGGAAUUCAGAGAAACGUCAACAGUUAGCUAGUGCUGGUGCAUGCCCUCACAAUUUAAUUUAAGAAUAUUCCCUUCGUCCCAUUAAUUCGUUUAAUUUUGUGACUAAACCAAUCCGUAAUAUCCAGUUGAUAUUGAAAUUAAAAAGCAAAAUGAUUUCUCAUAUUUCCCACGUUAUGACCCUGGCCAACAGUAUCAUUGGAGUGAGUGUACUGGCAAUGCCCUUUUGUUUCAAACAGUGUGGAAUUGUUCUGGCAACCGUUGUUCUACUACUCUGCAGUUUACUGUCGAGACUGGCAUGCCAUUUCCUGAUAAAAUCAGCUGUUAUGUCGAGAAGGAGAAAUUUCGAAUUUCUGGCAUUUCACGCUUUUGGUCACAUGGGGAAGUUCCUGGUGGAACUGUUCAUCAUUGGGUUUUUGCUGGGGACUUGCAUCGCUUUUUACGUCGUCAUUGGUGACCUUGGGCCCCAGAUCAUUGGGAAGAUGCUGAAUAAGAAUCCGGAGGACAUUAGGAUGAGCUUUCUUCUGACUACUGGAGCACUGAUCGUUCUGCCUCUGGGGCUCCUCAGGAAUAUUGAUAGUCUCUCCAGCAUUUGCACGGCCACUAUAGGUUUUUAUAUCUGUUUGGUGUUGAAGGUGAUAAUAGAAUCAACGAACCAUAUUUUCAAGGGUGAUUGGUACGACAAAGUCAAUUACUGGCGACCUGCUGGCAUUCUCCAGUGUCUCCCGAUAUUCUCAAUGGCAUUAUUCUGUCAGACUCAAUUGUUCGAAAUUUAUGAAUCGAUUCUCAAUGUUUCGUUGGAGAAGAUGAACCUCGUGGUGAGGGGAGCACUCAAUAUCUGCACCAUGGUGUACCUGUGUGUGGGAUUUUUCGGAUAUAUCGCAUUUUGUACAGAACCUUUUACAGGAAAUAUUCUCAUGAUCCUCGAACCAAGUGCAACAUCAGACAUGAUCAAAAUUGGAUUUGUACUCUCGGUGGUAUUCAGUUUUCCUCUAGUGAUAUUUCCAUGCCGAGCGAGUUUAAAUUCCCUCCUCUUCCGACGAGGGCACACGCACGAGCAAACAAACAAUUACAUUCCCGAAAUGAGAUUCAGAUGCUUGACAUUGAUCAUCGUGACAGUGGCACUGAUCACUGGAAUACUGAUGCCAAAUAUUGAGUUUGUUCUUGGUCUAGUUGGCUCGACAAUCGGCGUUAUGAUUUGCCUGAUACUCCCCACUACCUGUUUCAUCGUAAUCAGUACAAAGAAUACGAAUGAGCGACUGCUGGCACAAGUUAUUUCCUUCAUUGGCAUUUGGAUUAUGAUUCUGGGGACUUACGCCAAUUUGUAUGCCAUGGAGGAAGCCUCAAUCUCGAAGAUAAACGUCAACACAGGAAAACCUAUUCUUCAGAUGAAUAAUAUCGAAUUGAAUUUGAUUAAAAGUAAUGAUCAACUGCAAAAUAUGAAAAUACUUCAACCAAAUUUCCAAAUCGACGUUGGAAAAAUUCCCGACAUGAUGAGUAUUCCCCCCGAGCCGAAAGAAAAUAUCCAGCAAAUCGACAAGAUCGAACCAUUGGAGCCUGAGAAUUUGAAGCCUGAAGUCCCCGCGGAGCCGAUGAAACCAGCAGGAGAAGCAGUGGAGCCCCAAGGAGACCCACAAAAAGUGGAAGAGAAAAUAAAGCAGGACCAGCAGGCGAGCGAAAUCCUGAUAAACUCAGAAGCAAAGAAGAACGAAGAUGCAGGAGUGACUCAUACCAAUGGGAAAUUAAAUCCAGUGUCCAACGACGAAGUGAAACAACACCAUUUCCUGAAGAAACUGGAGGAACACAAAACUGACAUUCGCAAGUUGAUUGAGGAGCAGAAGGUUCUGCUGCAGGACAUCGAGCACCACCAGGAGGAGCUGGAGAUGGAGAAGAGAAAACGGCUGAAGGACAAGGAGCCGAUCCAGAGUGAGGCCCAUGCAAACGAAAAAAUCGAUGAUUUAUCAAAGAAUAACGAAAACAGUCAUGCGAACAAUGAAAUUCCCCAGGUGCUGGAGUCGAAUAUCAAAGUAAUGUCGACAAAUUCUAGUGUGAAUAGUAAAAAAGAGAGGGAUGUGAGUGGAAAUGUUGAAAGAAUGGAAAAUGUCGCUGAUUUUAAAACAAUCGUGAAUUCAUCUGCGAAUAAAGUUCAAAAUUCAACCAAUUUUAAUGCGGAAUCGGUGAAUGUGAGCUCGAUAGGGUCUAGGGGUCCUAUUGUGAAUGUCCUGACCAAUUGGACGGCCACGAGGAGGGACUCACAAGUGAUAUCGAGCCCUGGAAACCAAUCGCAGGAUGUUUUGAUUAAGGAUGAAGUGGAGGAGGCUAAGAAAACUGUUUAUCAUCAGCUACCGAUACCUUUGAAGUUGAUCAAUCAAACGAAGGAGAAGGGCGAUGAUGGGAAGAGUCAGCCGGUUCAACCAGAUGUCAGGGAGAAUAGUCGGGAUAAGAGGGAUGUUCAAACUAGUGGGAGUGUCGAGAGCGAGCGUCGUUAUGAGGAGGAAGAAUUAGGGAAAAAUGCAUCAGCGAACUCUCUUGACGCUCAUUCAAUUGACGAUGGGUAUCAAAUUUCGAAGAAAAGAGAUUUGAAGGAUUUAAAAUGUUCGUGAAAUUUAGGGUUUUUCAUUAGUUUGAGUUUUUAUGGUACAAAGUGAAGCAUUUUUUUUUCAUUAUAUUUAUUUUUAUUUUAUGGUUACUCAUAAAAUUCUGAGAGCAAUCUCUUAAAAUUUAAAUGAAGCUUAUAAAGUUUCUAGAGAAAAAACUCAUGAGUUAUGUGAAAAAGACAGUCAUUCUGACAAUGAAAUUGUCUUUAAAAAAUUUCAGAGAAUUCAUGCUCAAGAAGGUUUACAUAGUCAUCAUUUUUGUAUAAAAAAUUGACUUCUCUUGCUAAAUAUCUAUUGAAUAAUCGUAGGAAAAAUUGCAUAAUGAUUAGUAGAAAUCGACAAAUGGUUUUUCCAGUCAUUUUCUACUUUUUUUUUCAUAUUCUGCCGUAAAUUUAAUUUUUUAUUAUAAACAUUGACUGAAGGCACUCGAAGUACCCAUAAAGUGUUUAGAAUUCUCAUAAAUCAUGAAAUUCAAUGUACAAAUGUCCAAUCAUCGAUGCAUACACGAAAAAAUUCCAUUGAAGAAUCACACACCUGUAUUGCGCAAAAAAAUCAGUAGAAUUCCAUCUUUUUACGCAAUUUGUUCUAUUGAGCCAUCUUCCAUAGGAAUCGACCUGAAUUUUGUAAGUAUUUUUGACUCUACUUUUUUCCCUUUUUAUUGGAGAAAAUUGGGCGGGAAAACUGAGAAAAUUAACGAGCUGCAGAAUUUUUCAAUGGAAUCGACCAAAAACUAAUAGAAAAUUCAAUAGAAAUUCCUAUUAAAUUCGCUAGGUUUUUUAAUGGAAUUUUGUCGUACGUGUGACCUCUAUUUUUCUAUCCCCACCAGAACCACGAGCUGAUGAGCCUGUAUCACCUCCAAAACUGUACAAAACCUGUAAUAUAUAUUUUUAAUUGAAAAGUAA
Diachasma alloeum is the source of this 4010-nucleotide messenger RNA. Its product is annotated as putative sodium-coupled neutral amino acid transporter 10. The transcript has 3 exons. Gene Ontology annotation, molecular function: amino acid transmembrane transporter activity. Lineage: Eukaryota; Metazoa; Arthropoda; Insecta; Hymenoptera; Braconidae. Gene Ontology annotation, biological process: amino acid transmembrane transport. The record is from RefSeq and is a predicted model, not a curated record. Bases 664 to 3114 code for a protein of 816 amino acids.